Molecule: messenger RNA, 1393 nt
Organism: Lactuca virosa
Lineage: Eukaryota; Viridiplantae; Streptophyta; Magnoliopsida; Asterales; Asteraceae
Source: the annotation of a GenBank genome assembly
UUGAGAAUCAAAUUUUUUUCUUCAUUUCUCAACCUCACUACGAAACUUUCCGAUCAAGAACUGGUCAACCCAACCCAUUUCUCCGAUCUAUCUCUCUAGUCUCUCUAUAUAUACACCAUACAACUUCAUCACUUCCAUCAACUACAUUCACACACACAGCAAUUUCAAAGACUUGAUUUUGAUCUCUUUUAUCGAUUGAUCUUCAAUACCCAUCAAAAAACUUCAAAUGGGUAAAUCAUUUCAUUUUCACCCAAUUUUUUGCAUUUUAAUUGCGAUUUUAACCACAUCAUAUGCUCAAGAUUGCAACACGUACACCUUCUCAAACAACAAUGUGUACGCCACGUGUGUCUCUUUACCUGUUUUGAACUCACAACUCCACUGGAACUACCACCCGACGAACGCCACCGUCGACGUGGCUUACCGGCAAACCGGAGUCUCCACAUCACAAUGGGCAGCUUGGGCACUCAACGUUGACGGGUCGGGUAUGGUUGGAGCACAAGCACUUGUUGCUUUAAUAUCCUCAAACGGGUCGGUUCAAGCUUACACGUCGUCAGUUACGGGUUACGCAACGGGUCUACAACCCAGUGGAUUGAGUUUUGGGGUGCCCAGGAUCACGGCGGAGAUGGUGAACGGCGAUGUAGUGAUUUACGCGACUUUGGUGUUGCCUGGUGGGAGGACGAGUUUUAACCAGGUCUGGCAGGUGGGUCCCGUCAACGGAGGAUCUCCGGCAGCUCAUCGGAUGGGUUCUGAUAAUGCUAAUUUACUUGGAAGAGUUGAUUUCUCUACUGGUGAAACUAGCGCCGACGGCGGAAACGUCGGUGGUUCACGGCAGCGCCGGAGAAACACUCACGGAGUGUUGAACGCUCUAAGUUGGGGAGUAAUGAUGCCGAUGGGAGCCAUGGCUGCGAGAUAUCUGAAAGUCUUCAAGUCGGCUAACCCAGCAUGGUUCUACAUCCACGUCACCUGUCAAGCUUCCGCCUAUAUCGUCGGAGUAGCCGGAUGGGCCACCGGACUGAAACUCGGCAGCGACUCCGUCGGAAUCGAAUACAACACUCACCGCAACAUCGGAAUCGCACUUUUUGCCCUAGGAACCCUUCAGGCGUUUGCUCUGCUUUUGAGGCCAAAACCGGAGAACAAAUACAGAUUUUACUGGAACAUCUACCACCAUGCCACCGGAUACACCGUGAUCAUUUUAAGCAUCGUUAAUGUGUUCAAAGGGUUGGAUAUUUUGGACCCUGAGAAGAAAUGGAAGAAGGCCUACAUAGGCAUACUCAUCUCUUUGGGUGUAGAAACACUUAUUUUCGAAGCUUAUACAUGGUUUGUCGUUUUGAAGAGGAAACAAGACGACGACAAAAUCGAACAAGUAAGCAAUGGUUACACCCAGUCAGCAUAG